CAGAAGGACCUGUGGCUGCCUGCUCCUUCCUCUCCUCUCUCCACGGACCCCCUUCUCCUGACCAGUUAUGGACCCCAGCGCCAUCAAGGAGGAGCUGCGCCUGUUCCAGAGCACCCUCCUGCAGGACGGCCUGAAGGAGCUGCUCAAUGAGAACAAGUUUGUGGACUGUACCCUGAAGGUGGGCGACCGCUGUUUCCCCUGCCACAGGCUCAUCAUGGCUGCCUGUAGCCCCUACUUCAGAGAGCUCUUCUUCACAGAGGACGGGAAGGAGGUAGAGAACACCAAAGAAGUGGUCCUGGAUGACGUGAACCCCAACAUUCUGGACAUGAUCAUCAGAUACCUGUACUCAGCUGAGAUUGACCUUACCGACGAUAAUGUGCAGGACAUAAUUGCUGUGGCAAACCGUUUCCAGAUCCCCUCUGUGUUCACAGCUUGUGUCAACUACCUCCAGAAGAAGAUCUCCCUGCCCAACUGCAUGGCCAUAUUUCGGAUGGGCCUGGUGCUCAGCUGUCCCAGGCUAGCCAUAGCUGCACGUAACUUCAUUGCUGACCGCUUUGAAUUCCUCCACAAGGACGAGGAGUUCCUCAAGCUCGCACCUCAUGAACUCUUUGCAGUCAUUGGUGGCGAUUCUUUGAAUGUGGAGAAGGAGGAGCUGGUGUUUGAAGCUGUCAUGUCUUGGGUCCGCCAUGAUAAGGAUAGUCGUGUCAAGAUCCUCAAAGAUGCCUUCAACUGUGUCCGUUUCCGCCUCCUUCCUGAGAAAUACUUCACAGAAAAAGUUGAGACAGACGAGAUCAUCAAGGCUGAUCCCGAGCUGCAGAAGACCAUCCAGAUUAUCAAGGAUGCCUUCAAAGGGAAGCUUCCAGAGAAACCCCCGAAGAAGGAGGGGGAGGAGGGUGAAGAGGAGGAGAACCUGUUCCCUGGUUUCCUGAACGACAACCCCAGGCAUGGCAUGUACAUGCGAGAUUUCAUUGUUAUGAUCAAUGACACAGCGGCUGUGGCCUAUGAUGUCAAUGAGAAUGAGUGCUUCCUGGCGGCCAUGUCCGAGCAGGUUCCACGUAACCAUGUGAGCGUAGUGACACAAAAGAAUCAGGUGUUCAUUAUUGGAGGACUGUUUGUGGAUGAAGAGAACAAGGAUGUGCCCCUGCAGUGCUACUUCUAUGUGUUGGAUCCUCUUUCGUCUGAAUGGCUGGCUCUGCCGCCCAUGCCCUCUCCGCGAUGCCUAUUUAACAUCGGAGAGAGUGAGAACCUGCUUUUUGCCAUUGCUGGCAAAGACCUCCAAACUAAUGAGUCGCUGGAUACUGUCAUGUGCUAUGAUAUUGAUCAAAUGAGGUGGAGCGAGACGAAAAAGCUUCCCCUGAAAAUCCAUGGACAUUCUGUAGUCUCCCACAAAGGACUGGUUUACUGCAUUGGAGGAAAGACAGAUGACAACAAAGCCCUCAACAAGAUGUUUGUGUACAACCACAAGCAGUCCGAGUGGAGGGAGCUGGCAGGCAUGAAGACCCCUCGGUCCAUGUUCGGAGCAGUUAUCCACAAUGGCAACAUAAUAGUGGCAGGUGGAGUGAAUGAGGAUGGUCUCACUGGUACCUGUGAAGCCUACAACUUUACUUCAAACAAGUGGGAGCCGUUCACAGAGUUUCCCCAGGAGAGGAGCUCUGUCAACCUGGUGAGCACUGGCGGGCUGCUGUACGCUGUGGGCGGCUUUGCCAUGGUGGAGAUGGAGAACAAAGAGGUGGCUCCCACGGAGGUCACAGACGUCUGGCAGUACGAGGAAGAUAAGAAGCAGUGGAGUGGCAUGCUGAGGGAGAUGCGUUAUGCUGCUGGCUCCUCCUGUGUGUCUAUGCGUCUCAACGCUGCCAGGAUGCCCAAACUGUAGUUUUUUUCCCCUUUUUGUAAACCUCAAGCAUCUUUUAUCCUCAUCCUCUGAACUCGGAUUUCUGUGUCAUCAGUCAAUCUUUGACAUUUCUAUCUCUUCAAAGAACAUACCAUCUCUCACAGCAACAAAAACAUUUAGAUGUAUCUGUAAAGCUGUUUACAUCAUU
Messenger RNA from Boleophthalmus pectinirostris (great blue-spotted mudskipper), 2039 nucleotides. Its product is annotated as kelch-like protein 41b. The record is from RefSeq and is a predicted model, not a curated record. Gene Ontology annotation, molecular function: protein binding. Bases 68 to 1873 code for a protein of 601 amino acids. The transcript has 6 exons. Lineage: Eukaryota; Metazoa; Chordata; Actinopteri; Gobiiformes; Gobiidae.